Engraulis encrasicolus (European anchovy) is the source of this 10440-nucleotide messenger RNA. It is a transcript of the gene plce1, whose product is annotated as phospholipase C, epsilon 1. The record is from RefSeq and is a predicted model, not a curated record. The transcript is spliced from 36 exons. Gene Ontology annotation, biological process: small GTPase-mediated signal transduction; release of sequestered calcium ion into cytosol; phosphatidylinositol-mediated signaling. Gene Ontology annotation, molecular function: phosphatidylinositol-4,5-bisphosphate phospholipase C activity; guanyl-nucleotide exchange factor activity. Lineage: Eukaryota; Metazoa; Chordata; Actinopteri; Clupeiformes; Engraulidae. The coding region runs from base 555 to 8372 and encodes 2605 amino acids.
CUAGUCAUCAGGCUAGAACUAGUCACUCACCGGGAGUGUGGUGUUUGUAAGCGGCUAGUCAAGCAAGCAAGCUCAGCAAGGGAGCACGAAACAGUGCUUAUUUAGCUACGAAGUAAUGGCAGCAGUUAUUGUACUGAUUCACCUCAUUUAUUUUCUGUAAUUCUAGACUCUGUGACCGUAGACUCGCCUCGCACACGGAACAUUUUCACGUCUCGAGGACCUCUCACAGUUUGUUUGCAGCGCAUGGAGUACCUGAAUCGAUUCCCACCAAACUGUCUGAUCAGCUAUGACUAGCUCCUGACUGGAUCCUGCUGGAUCUCAGACCAGUUCCUCCUACUGCAGUUGGAGAUCAUAUCAUUCCACUCUCCCCAAAAAGGAUUUACUCCGUGCCUCUUCACCCUUUCAUCACCCCGGUCACCACCACUCACUCACUGACCGACUACCUUCAGUUUACCAUGACGAUGUCCCUGCCCCUGAUUUGAUUGACUGCUCAAUUGGCCAAUAGCAGCAGGCAGAUCAGCUAGAAUAUAACCCCUCCUCCUCCCCUCUAUGAUAUGAAGGACUGUAGUGCUAGUAGCUGGAACGAUGGUCACAACAACAGCAGCAACAACCACAAUCACCACGACAACAACCACCCCGCUGGAGUUCUAAUCAUGGCCGCCUCUGGAGGAGAGCUGGAUAAAGCCACGGUGGUCGGCGUCGGCGGAGGGGGUCGUGGGGGUCAACAGGGGAGGUGCUCGCCUGCGGCGGCGGCGGCCCACCCGCCUGCUUCCAAAUUGGGCCACAGGCGCAGUCACAGCUGGGCCCCCGUGCCUGUGCCUGGAAGUCCCACGACGUCGCCGCCCUGCUGUCCACAGCAGCGUAAUGCAGCAGCCGGAGGAAGUAAACACAGGAGGAAGGGGUCGCUGGUGUCUCCCAUAAGCCCCCCUGCUGGGCUGUUGGGGUGCUACCUCUGCAGGCCGAGGCAGUCUCCGCUGGCUAAUACUAAUAAUAAUAAUACACCCGACGAACGCACGGAUGUGCACAGUCCACAACAACAGAGACGUUCUAGCGCCACCUCUGGUGAGGAGGUGGAAUCGCCUCUCGAUGUGGGGCAAAGAAGAAGAAGGACGAGUAAUGACUCGGAGCGGUCCGUCUCUCCAGCGGGGAGUCCCACCAUGUACCGGCCGUCACCGCGGCCUCCUCUGCUCCUCGGCAGGUAUCAACAAGAGUCCGGGGACUCGUCGCCCGAAUGUGCCCGCCACCACGCGCACGACGCGUCUGCGUCUGGGCUGAGCGGCUCGGCCAACUCCCUGUGCCGCCUGCUGGGCAGUGAAUCAGACGGACGUCCAGAGGAAGACGAGGAUGAGGAGGAAGGGGGGAGGAAAGGGGUCAUGGCCGCCGCCGCCGGUGGUGGUGGUGGUGGUGGGCGACUGGGCCUGAGGAGAAGCAGCCUGCCCGUGGCCGUGCUCCAACGGUCCCUGCGCCGCCCCGCGCUGUUCAACCUGGAGAGCAAGACCAACGUGCGCUGCGGCCACUGCCUGAAGAACGGCUACUCCAGCAGCCUGGAACGCCUGGACCGGCGCCGACCGCGACCCAAGUGCCUGGUGAAGGCCCAGAGCUCGUCCCUGAUUGGAGGAGCCCGCAGUGGGGGGGUGGAGGAUGGUGGCGGGGGUGUCGCGACGUCGUCGUCGGCGUCACUGUCGCUGUCGGACAGCGAGUUUGUGCGGCAGAAGCGCGAACGAUCGACGGUGCUGGUGCGGAGGUACCAGAAGAACAACCAGAGCGUGCGGCGCAUGGUGUGCCCCGGCGCCCGCGCCGUCGAGAGGAUGCUGCUCGCGGGUCACAUGUCCAAGAUGGCGUGCGAUGCCGUUGCUUGUGAACGCGCUUGCAAAAGCAGCAACAGCAGCAGCAGCAGAAGCAGCACCAGCACCAGCAGAGGGAAGAGGUUCUGGAACCUUCUGGAAUGUUCUUCUGCAGAAUGUUCUUCUGCGGAACGUGAGGCGGUUCUGCUGCACAUUCAUCUGCAGGUGUCCGAGGCGAUUCUCAGCUAUGUGGGGCGCAGGUUCUCAAAGCUCAUCAAUUGUGCUCUGAUCCCGGACGAGCCCCCAACUUUUCUCACGUCGGCACGGCUGCUGCAGUGGCCCUGGGCUGAUGUGUGGUGGUGUCGAGGCCCGGAGGAUCCAUCCGGCGGCGUCCAGAUCCAGUUCCGCGCCUGCCUGAGCCGCACCCGCCUCUACACCAACGUCUGCGGAACGCUGCUGGAGGCAGCCGCGGCACUCGGAACGCGGAGCGGCACGCCGUCGGCCGGCGCGUCGGGAAUACCGGGAAUGCCAGUCACCUCUUUGGGUCACACCAUGGCCAAGGAGCGGCAGCUGUGUGCCCAGAGCGUGGCGGGCAUCAGCAAGGAGCUGGCGGAGCUGCGCCACCUGGUGGCGUUCCCGGAGGAGGUGGCGAGCGUGCUGACGGAGCAGGAGCGCCGCCUCUACCGCCGCGUCUUCCCGCUCGACUACCUCUGCCUGCUCACGCGCCAGCUGGGCAGCCCCGAGUGCCCGCCCCGCCACGGCCACCUGCACGGGCACCACCACGGACAUCACGGGCACAGCAGCAUACACCCGCACCUGCGGGCAUCCCUCUCCGCGCCCGCCAUGCCAGCCAGGGGGAGUGAUGGUGAUGGCGGUGAUGGCGGUGGUGAUGGUGGUGGGACGACGACGGGGGAUGGGCAACAGAGGAGUGCCUUGGAGGACCUGGUGACGCGCUUCAAUGAGGUGAGUUCCUGGGUCACGUGGCUGAUCCUGACGGCCGGCUCCAUGGAGGAGAAGCGCGAGGUGUUUUCCUACAUGGUCCACAUCGCCAACUGCUGUUGGAACAUCGGCAACUACAACGCUGUGAUGGAGUUCCUGGCUGGACUCAGGUCGCGCAAGGUGCUGAAGAUGUGGCAGUUCAUGGACCAGUCGGACAUCGAGAGCAUGCGGCGCUUGAAGGACUCAAUGGCGCAGCAUGAGUCCUCGUCGGAGUACCGCAAGGCUGUGCACCGGGCCCUGCACAUCCCCGGCUGCAAGGUGGUGCCCUUCUGCGGCGUCUUCCUCAAGGAACUCAGCGACGCCCUCGACGGAGCCGCCAGCCUCAUUGGCCUGAGGCAGUCACUCGACCCCAAGGAGGACGCUGUGGAGUUCGUGUCGGACUUCAGUGGUCAGCCCAACUUCCUGCAGCGCGUGGGUCCCGACGGCCUGCACAGCGCGGAGAAGGAGGCCACCGUCAGCAACAUCCUGCAGACCAUCCGCAGCUGCCACCGGAGCCUGGAGAGCGAGGAGAUGAACACGGCCAUGAACUCCGCGCCGGCCCACCUCAACGCCGCCGCUGCUGUUGACCCCAACGACCCCUCAGGGGGGGGCGCCGCCACCGGAGACGGACAAGACUCGCGACGCAACUCCCUUAAGGAACGCGCUAGAAACCCCUUCUCCAUCGGUGGCGACUCCUCAGAUGCUGAAGUGGAAUGUCAGGACCAGGUCAACAACAGCAGCGUCCCAGGCGACCGCACCUCCAACACCCAGGAAGUCGACAAAGACAACGAUGACUGUAGCAACGGUGUUGCCGCCGAGACCCCCGGUUCUUCCCCCUCUUCCUUGUCCUCCUCCUCGGAAGACACCCGCGGCCCGUUCGGCCACGGCACGGAGCUGAUCCCCUGGUACGUGCUGUCGGUGCGGGCGGAGGUGCACCAGUUCCUGCUGCGCGGCGCCACCGUCAUCCACUACGAGCAGGAGAGCCGCCUCAGCGCCCGCUGUUCGCUACGCCUGCUGCCCGACAACGGCACCCUCGUCUGGGGGAGGCCACGCAGCGGCAGCCCCUUCCCUGGAGCUAAGGGCUCUGACCCCCUCCAGGCCCCUGGGGGCAGUAGCGGCCCCAGCGGAGGAGGUGGUGGUGGCGGCGGCAGUAGCAGCAUGCCAGGACCAGGCCAGGGGCUGGGGCUGACGGAGGGGGUGCUAGACCUGGCCACGGUCAAGGCGGUGUUUAGGGGACACCCGGGGGCCGACGUGGCCGCAGCCUGCCUGCAGAACAAGCUGUGCGGAGGACUGGGAGGAGGAGGAGGAGGAGGAGGAGGAGGAAGUAACGGCGACGCCUGUGGAAGAGGUGGCGAGCACGCGGUGUCUUUGCUGCACGGUCACGGAACCACAGAUAACCGUCUGCUGCAUCUGGUGGCGCCGGGCCACACGGCUCGCAUGCUGUACGAGGGGCUCCAGGCGCUGGCCGCCGCCGCCCGGAGGAUGAGGCGCUUCCCCGACCAGAGGCUGCAGUGGCUACGCAGGCAGUACAUCAGCCUGUACCAGGAGGAUGGCCGUUGUGAGGGCCCCACGUUGGCUCAAGCCAUUGAGCUGUUCGGGGGGCGCCGGUGGAACGCCGGGGGGAGUGGCGGAACCCUCGGGAGGGGCGGAGACAAGGCGGGGUCUCAGAGAGGAAGCCCACUCGGACUCAGCACUGCCAAGCAGAAGAAGAAGAAACCCCUAGUCAGAGGCGACAGUGGUGAGGGUACUGAUGAUGAGAUGGUAACCAGGAAGUCGCGUAGCUGCAAGGAGGCGCUGGGCAGGCGGGAGUCAGACCCAUGUGACGCACACGACUCUGAAGAAACAGCAGCCGGGCCGACCCGACCGCACUCUUCUCCCAUCCUGCCUUGCAACACCAAGGGGCAGUUGAGUGCGUGGAGUAGCAGGUCGUGGCAUGGCCGGGCCAAAGACUGCUUCAAGGGGUUCCAGAACAUCAUGAGUUCCGACACCACCAUGAGCUUUGUGGAGUUUGUGGAACUCUUCAAGUCUUUCAGCAUCCGCAGCCGUAAGGACCUGAAGGAGCUGUUUGACACCUACGCCGUCCCCUGCACCCUCUCCGACACCAACCCACCCCCUGUCUUCCAGAACCCCAAAGUCGACGACAAGGUCACGGGACUGCAGCCAGACCUAGACCUCCUGACGCGCAACGGCUCCGACAUGGGCCUCUUCAUCCGCUCCCGGCAACCGUUGCCCGACAACCAGAAGCUGAUCUCGGACGCCAUCGCGGCGGCCAGCAUCGUGAGCAACGGCACAGGGGUGGAGAACGCGUCUCUGGGCGUGCUCGGGCUGUCCGUCACGCAGCUCAGCGACUUCCUGGUCAACUGUCAAGGGGAACACCUCGACUACGAUCAGCUGCUGGGACUCAUACAGAAAUUUGAGCCUUCAGCCAGCAUGCGUCAGAUGGGAUGGAUGUCAUUCGAAGGCUUUGCCAGGUUCCUGAUGGACAAGGAGAACUUUGCGUCUCGUCAGGAGGAGUCGCAGGUGAGCGCGGAGGAGCUGCAGUACCCGCUGUCCUACUACUACAUCGAGUCCUCACACAACACCUACCUCACCGGACACCAGCUGAAGGGGGAGUCCUCCGUGGAGCUCUACUCUCAGGUGUUGCUGCAGGGGUGUCGCAGUGUAGAGCUGGACUGCUGGGAUGGAGACGACGGGCUGCCAGUCAUAUACCACGGACACACACUCACCACCAAGAUACCAUUCAAGGACGUGGUGGAGGCAGUGAACCGGACGGCAUUUGUGAACUCUGAGAUGCCGGUGAUCCUGUCCAUCGAAAACCACUGCUCUCUACCUCAGCAGCGCAAGAUGGCCGAAAUCUUCAAGACGGUGUUUGGGGAGAAGCUGGUGACGCGCUUCCUGUUCGAGAGCGACUUCUCGGACGACCCCCUGCUGCCGUCUCCAUGGCAACUGAAGGGCAAGAUCCUGCUGAAGAACAAGAAGCUGAAGGCUCACCAGGCGCCUGUGGACAUCCUCAAGCAGAAGGCCCAUCAGUUGGCCCACAUGCAGGCGUGCCAGGCCAGCAGCAACGGCCCCUGCAGCAGCAGCCCCAGCGGGAGCACCUCGAGUGGGGGGAGCGGAGGAGGAGGAGGAGGAGGUGGAGGAGGAGGAGGAGGAGGCAGCAGUCCUCUGGGUACCACCCCCGAGGAAGAGGAGGAGGAGGAAGACGACUACGACUAUGACUACGAGUCCCUCUCCGAUGACAACAUCCUGGAUGAUAAGUCAGAGGGCCGUGCGUCAGGAGAGAAGCAGCCGAGUAGCGAAACAGCUGAGGAGACCAGAGAGAAGAGGAGCAAGAAAGCAGACAGUGGAACCAGCAAGGGGAAGGUGUAUGAUCUGGAGUUGGGUGAGGAGUUCUACCUGCCGCAGAACAAGAAGGAGAGCCGACAGAUCGCACAGGAGCUCUCUGACCUCAUCAUAUACUGCCAAGCCGUCAAGUUCCCUGGCCUGCCGUCUCUGUCUCCCGUGGGCUCCAGUCGGGGGAAGGAGAGGAAGACCAGGAAGUCCAUAUUUGGCACCCAGGUGCGGUUUAACCCUGCGGGCGACGCCCCUAAUCCACGACCACCAGGGAGAGGCACUUGUGAGGGCAGCUGUCGCUCCAAUGGCAGUUGUUCCGAGGACCCCUCUCAGCCCACUCCACCUCAUCAGGGCCAGAACAACACCACCACCAGCACCACCAGCUCCUCCUCCAGCCCUACCACCACAGGGGCUGGUAGUGGAGGCAGUGGUUCCCCAGGGCCCUCCACCUCCACCGCCCCCCUCUCUGCACCGCAACUCAGCUGCCCCCCCGGUGGAACACCACCACAGCCCGUGUGCGUGUCCGCCGCCCCUCCUCUGCCCGUGUCCACCAUGUUGCCGGCGGCGGCCUCUCUGAGCUCCAUCAUCCGCACGCCGCGCUGCUACCACAUCUCCUCCGUCAACGAGAACGCGGCCAAGCGUCUGUGUCGCCGCCACUCGCGCGCCCUGCUGCAGCACACCGCCUGCCAGCUGCUCAGGACGUACCCGGCCGCCACGCGCAUCGACUCGGCCAACCCCAACCCCUUACCCUUCUGGCUACACGGCAUGCAGCUGGUGGCCCUCAACUACCAGACCGAUGACCUGCCGAUGCAGUUGAACUCUGCUCUGUUUGAGGCUAAUGGUCACUGUGGCUACGUGCUGAAGCCCCCGGUGCUGUGGGAACGCAGCUGCCCCCUCUACCAGAACAUCAGCCCUCUGGAGAGGGACACAGAGGGGAUACUGCCCACCACAUACACCAUCACGGUGGUGUCGGGUCAGAACGUGUGUCCGGGCAACUCGGCGGGCAGCCCGUGCGUGGAGCUGGAGGUUCUGGGGGCGCCGGCCGACUGCUGCCACGUGCGCACCAAGCCCAUCCACCGCAACCCCCUGAACCCCAUGUGGAGCGAGAGCCUGACGCUGGCCGUGCACUGCCCAGACCUGGCCUUCCUCCGGCUGGCCGUGGUGGAGCACAACAGCUCGCAGGUCACCGCACAGAGAAUACUGCCCCUCACCGCACUCAAGACAGGCUACCGCCACGUGCCUCUGAGGAACCAGCACAACGAGCCUCUGGAGGUCUCCAGUCUCUUCAUCUGCACCCGGCGAGUGGAGGAGAGCCCGUCCCCGGCCGCACUACCGGGCCUCACCACAGGGGCCGCUUUGUUCAGUACUGAGGAGAGGCGUGCAGCUGUGCAGUACAGAGUUACGGUGCACGGAGCCCCGGGAGAGAAGGCCUUUACUGUGGCCCUCAUCAGGGAACACACCACCGCAACACAGCUCAUACGCACGGUGAGCACACACACACAGGACGCGGACCCCAGCGCCGGUUACUUCCUGUCGGAGGAGCGGGUCCCCGUGCCGGCGGCCAGGGAGAAGAGCAGUGGCAGACUGGCGCGCUGGCGCCCUCUAGCAGGCGAGGAGGAGGUGGUGCGGCUCAUGGCCAGCUGGCCUCCAGAGGAGGGAGUCAUAGCACGGCUGUGGCUCAGGACACACGAAGAGGAACUGAAUGAUAAGAACGGAGAGCUGGAGGGCUGGCAGGAAGUGCGGAGCGAGGGAGAGGAAGACGUGUUCUUCGUCCAGGUGCACGAGGUCUCACCUGAGCAGCCCCACACCGUCAUCAAGGCUCCCCGCCAGAGCACCGCCAACGACAUCAUACGACAGGCCCUAAGCAAGGCCAAGUACUCGUUCAGCAUCUUGAGCAACCCCAACCCCAGUGACUACGUGCUCCUGGAAGAGCUGGGCAGGGAAACAUCUUCAUCCUCCUCCUCCUCCUCGGGGGGCAAGAGGGCGGCGGGGGCCAAGGGCAGCCAGCGUGUGCUGCAGGAUACGGAGUGUGUGUACCUCACCCAGAGCCAGUGGAGAGGGGCCGGCAGGUUCAUACUCAAGCUCAAAGAACAUGUGGUGCGUGAGGACAAGCGCAAGGGCCUGUCGUUUGCCAACGAGUUUCGUAAGCUAACGGGCCGCAGCAAGAGCUUGGCCCAGGAGAGCAGUAGCAGCAGCAGCAGCAGCAGCAGCAGCGCCCCCACCAGUAAGGAAGACCGAACUGCAGGCACAGUCAGCUGGGCCGAGCUCUCCGAAUAAAAACGAGAGCCUUUACCCCACACCACCACCACCAUGACCACGACUCCAUAUGCCUGCCCUCCAUCUGUUUGUGUGUGUGUUAAGACGUGCGUGCGUGUGGAUGGAUUUUUGUGUGUGCCCCGUGUGUGUUUUUAACGGCAUGCACGAGCACCCAGCACCAGUCAGGCCGCCACUCCACUGCAAGGUGUGCUUCCUGAGAGACUGAGGGAGUGGCUAACCGCAGCAGGUUGGAUGACUGGCGGCUUCAUCACCACACCACCAGCCAAUCACAGGCUCUGUAGUACGCCAGGCCCCUCCCCCAGGGCCCUGGGUCCACUGCUCUGGAACUGGAAACAGCACAAAUGAACACCGCCCCUCCUCUCCAUCUUUUCCUGUUGGCCAAUCACGCUGUCUUCUCUUUAGCUCACGUCAGCCAAUGGCAGUGAGCCAUGUUGAUGAUGCUGAUGAGAUCUUUCCAGAGAUGAGCGUUGAGAUCGAUCCUCCAUUAGCCGCCCUGAGCGGCUGAUGUCGUUUUGGAGACGAAAGAGUUGCAUUGUGGGACGCGACUAGCCGAUGAACGCUACAGUUGGCGAUUGUCCGUCCUCGUUGCCAACUACGUCCGAGGAACAGAUGUCUAUGGAGGUCAGAGGUCGAGGCGAUUGAGAAGUGGUGGUGGUGGCGUCCAUGUGAUCACCCACCUUACCUUUACAGCAGGAAUGUUCCCGGCCCUCUCACAGGGCUAAUGGUCAUGAAUAAGAUGGCUGUCUGGGAUUUCUUGAUUUAUUUCCUGUGUUGUACUGUACUGUACUGUACUCUUAAGUCCUGCACUGCCACACUGCGGUGUGAGUUGGACACUAGUUCUAGCUCACCCCACCUGCUUGAAGUUUCUGAGAGGGUCCACUGAUAUCGUCACAUCACUUGACACCAACGACCUUUCACAAGGAGUGUUGUAGCCACGUUCAAUGUCUCAAGGGGCGUGUUUCAAGUCAGAAAUUCACUGUGAUUGGUGUCGGACAGAAUAAUUUAUAUCUACUGACAAGCAUUCUGAUUGGUCACACUGUGCGUCAAACAAACAUUGUCUAAAGGUGAACUGUGGCUGAAGAGGCUCAUCAGGACUGUGUGGGCCAGAUGCGGCCCAGUGCUGGCCCAAGUACGGUGUGUCUAAUUCCCCAAUGCCACCCAAUGCUUUGUAGAUGGUGUAACUGACUUUAUGUUCUUACUGAUCAGUGGUGUAUGGACCUUUAUUUAAGGGAAAGUUUAUUUAUUUGUAUUUUAUUUUAUUUGAAAAGGUGCAUUCAGGAGCAUUUGGUCCCCAUGGAAUGUACUGUAGGUGAAGGAUGAAAGUAUUUAGAAGAUGAGAGGAGAGGAGAGGAGGGGGAGGACAUGGUUUGAGGUCAAGUGUUUUGCUGGCACUGGUGGUGAGUGGUCUUUGGCAUCCACAAUGAAGGGGUGGUACAAAGAACUACGUAUUUAGCCUUUAUCCAGUGCUGCAUAUGAGUAAUUUUAUCAUUGAUUGAUUACAAUUUAUUAAGUUUUAAAACUAUGCUAUUGGCACCUUUGAACACAGCAUGGAAAUGUUAAAAUAUUCAUUUUUUUAAAAUUAAAUUUAACUAAAUUGAUUAUUUGUUUUUCAUCAGUUAAGAGAAGAAAAUAAGUUAUUGUUGCUGCCAAAUUUUAACAUUGUUUUGGCUAAGGUAGUUGAAUGUUAUUUUAAUUACUUCAGUGUAAAAUGGUAGCACAGAAAUGCUGACAGUGAGUUGAAGUAAUAAGCAACAGGAAAGCAGUUUAAUAGUUGGAGUGGCAAGAUGUAUUUAAGUGGGUCCAAUGGAAGUGAACAGAGAUAUGGUCAAGUCAAACUGAAAGGUUUAAGCCUAAAUUAUGUCUGUUGUUCUAAUUUAAAUUAUUGCCAUGGGAUAGAUAUUUUGCAUGGCACGUUGUCUAAGUGUCUAGGUUUGUUUCCUCCUGUUUUGUACAUUCUACAUGUGUACUUUUAGUUUGUGUGUGUGUGUGUACUGUAUAUAUAUUUGUAUGUGUGUUUAUCAAUGUAAUUUUAUAAUCAACAAGCAAGUGAUCAGAUCUUAACUCUGUA